AUGGUCAUGGAUGAAGAAAAGCAAGCGAUUGUAUCAUCAUCAUCAUCAUCACAAAGAAAGAGAAGAUACAAGAAGCUAAUGAUUGCAUCAUCAUCAUUACCAGACGAUGUCGUAGAAGAAAUCUUCUUGAAACUUCCGGUCAAAGCCCUAAUGAGAUUUAAGUCUCUCUCAAAACAAUGGAGAUCGACGCUCGAGUCUUGCUAUUUCUCACAGAGGCACUUGAAAAUAGCCGAGCGAUCACAUGUGGAUCAUCCAAAAGUCAUGAUCAUCACUGAAAAAUGGAAUCCAGACAUAGAGAUUAGUUUUAGGACUAUCUCUUUGGAAUCAGUUAGUUUUUUAUCCUCUGCUCUUUUCAAUUUCCCUCGCGGAUUCCAUCAUCCCAUCUACGCUUCUGAAAGCUGUGACGGAAUUUUCUGCAUUCAUUCCCCAAAAACACAAGACAUAUAUGUAGUUAAUCCAGCAACACGUUGGUUCCGACAACUUCCUCCGGCUAGGUUUCAGAUCUUUAUGCACAAGUUAAACCCCACUCUAGAUACUUUGAGAGACAUGAUACCAGUCAAUCAUCUAGCAUUCGUGAAGGCCACUGAUUACAAAUUAGUGUGGUUGUAUAACUCUGAUGCCUCGAGAGUUACUAAGUGCGAGGUUUUUGAUUUUAAGGCAAACGCUUGGAGAUACUUGACUUGCAUACCAAGUUAUCGAAUAUAUCAUGACCAAAAGCCAGCAUCUGCAAACGGGACGCUUUAUUGGUUCACGGAAACAUAUAAUGCAGAAAUCAAAGUAAUAGCUUUGGAUAUUCACACCGAAAUAUUUCGGUUGCUGCCUAAGCCUAGCCUUAUUGCUAGUUCAGAGCCUAGCCAUAUUGACAUGUGCAUUAUAGAUAAUAGUUUGUGCAUGUACGAAACAGAAGGGGAUAAGAAGAUCAUCCAAGAGAUUUGGAGGUUGAAAUCAUCGGAAGACGCAUGGGAGAAGAUUUAUACCAUAAAUCUGCUUUCUUCUUCUUAUUGCCAUUUCCAUGUUCUCGAUGGAUAUAAUUUGACCAGAUUAUGUUAUUGGACCCAAAAGGAUUUGGUUGAGUCAUCCACACCGGUGGCGAUAUACAAGGACAAGAAGAUCAUACUCUCACAUCGCUAUACCUGCAAUCUGGGUAAACGCUUGGAGGUACUUGAAUUGCACGCCAAGUUAUCGAAUAUACCAUGCCCAAAAGCCAGCAUCUGUAAACGGGACGCUUUAUUGGUUCACAGAGCUAUAUAA
Arabidopsis thaliana (thale cress) is the source of this 1251-nucleotide messenger RNA. Its product is annotated as F-box and associated interaction domains-containing protein. The record is from RefSeq and is marked reviewed. NCBI's taxonomy places the organism in Eukaryota, Viridiplantae, Streptophyta, Magnoliopsida, Brassicales, Brassicaceae. The transcript is spliced from 2 exons. The coding region runs from base 1 to 1251 and encodes 416 amino acids.